GCGAGGGCGGGAUUUAAAGAGGCAAUCUCGAUUGGGCUGCCGAGCAGGGGAGGGGCCUGCCGAGGCCUGGGUUGGGCGGGGCUGAGAGUUCGUAACCGCCUCUGGGUAACUGGACUCCGGCGAUCAAACCUCCGGAGGCCGGGAGAGGCCUGUGGGCUUGCAGCAUAUCCCGGAUCUGGAAUAUCCCUGGCAGGAGCGGAGUCACAGGGUUUACGGAUCCUAAAGCUGGGCUACGAAGAACUUGCGAACUUGGAAUAGAAGAUCCCGGAACCCGGUAAUAAAAUUGGAAAGUCCCGGAUCGCGGAACGUAGCUCGCGGAGCGGACUCAACACGGCGACCGGAGGCCGGAUCGCUGCACCGCGGGACGGGACAGAGUGAUGUCGGGCCGUGGCGCGGGCGGGUUCCCGCUGCCCCCGCUGAGCCCCGGCGGCGGCGCUGUUGCCGCGGCCCUUGGUGCACCGCCUCCGCCUGCGGGACCCGGAAUGCUGCCUAACCCGGCGCUCAGGGGCCCGGGGCCUUCUGGAGGCAUGGGGGUACCGGGGGCCGCCGCCUUCCGUCCCAUGGUCCCCGCGGGCCCCGCGGCGCAGUACCAGCGACCUGGCAUGUCACCAGGAAGCAGGAUGCCUAUGGCUGGCUUGCAGGUGGGACCUCCAGCCGGUUCCCCAUUUGGCACAGCUGCUCCGCUUCGACCUGGCAUGCCACCUACCAUGAUGGAUCCAUUCCGAAAACGCCUGCUUGUGCCUCAGGCCCAGCCCCCGAUGCCUGCCCAGCGCCGAGGGUUAAAGAGGAGGAAGAUGGCAGAUAAGGUUCUACCUCAGCGGAUCCGCGAGCUUGUCCCAGAGUCUCAGGCAUACAUGGAUCUUUUAGCUUUCGAGAGGAAGCUGGACCAGACCAUUGCUCGCAAGCGGAUGGAGAUCCAAGAGGCCAUCAAGAAGCCUCUGACGCAAAAGCGAAAACUUCGGAUCUAUAUUUCCAAUACAUUCAGCCCCAGCAAGGCAGAUGGAGAUAAUGCAGGAACUGCAGGGACCCCUGGGGGAACCCCAGCAGCAGACAAGGUGGCCUCCUGGGAGCUUCGAGUAGAGGGAAAACUUCUGGAUGAUCCUAGCAAACAGAAGAGGAAGUUCUCAUCAUUCUUUAAGAGCCUUGUUAUUGAGUUGGACAAGGAACUGUAUGGGCCUGACAACCAUCUGGUGGAGUGGCAUCGGAUGCCCACCACACAGGAGACAGAUGGCUUUCAGGUGAAACGGCCAGGAGAUCUCAAUGUCAAGUGCACUCUUCUGCUCAUGCUGGAUCAUCAGCCUCCUCAGUAUAAACUGGACCCCCGCCUGGCGAGGUUGCUGGGAGUGCACACACAGACAAGGGCUGCCAUCAUGCAGGCACUGUGGCUUUACAUCAAACACAACCAGCUGCAGGACGGCCAUGAGCGAGAGUACAUCAACUGCAAUCGUUACUUCCGCCAGAUCUUCAGUUGUGGCCGACUCCGUUUCUCCGAGAUUCCCAUGAAGCUGGCUGGAUUGCUGCAGCAUCCAGACCCCAUUGUUAUUAAUCAUGUCAUUAGUGUGGACCCGAAUGACCAAAAGAAGACAGCCUGCUAUGACAUUGAUGUAGAGGUUGAUGACCCACUGAAGGCCCAGAUGAGCAACUUCCUGGCCUCUACCACCAACCAGCAGGAGAUUGCCUCUCUUGAUGUCAAGAUCCAUGAGACCAUUGAGUCCAUCAACCAGCUAAAGACCCAGAGGGAUUUCAUGCUCAGCUUUAGCACUGAGCCCCAGGACUUCAUCCAGGAAUGGCUCCGUUCCCAACGCAGAGACCUCAAGAUCAUCACAGAUGUGAUUGGGAACCCUGAGGAGGAGAGACGAGCCGCCUUCUACCACCAGCCCUGGGCUCAGGAAGCGGUUGGGAGGCACAUCUUUGCCAAGGUGCAGCAGCGAAGGCAGGAACUGGAACAGGUGCUGGGAAUUCGCCUGACCUAACUGCUCAGGGACUGCCGCUGCCAUCCUUCCUUCCCUGCCCUGGAACCUAACAGGAGACUGUCCUCUUGGUUCUGGCUGGGGCUGCAGACACGUAGGACGGAGUGAGGUGUGUUUCCUGUCACCCUCCACUCCCAGCUGUAGUUUCAUAAAUGUAGUUUUAGAUCCCUCACUGCUUGGUCCCCAAAGCCUUAUUACUUACCUUUUAGCACUGGCUUUAAUUGGGUUCGCAAUGUGCCGCCUCAGCCCCCGGCAGGCAGGCCAAGCAGCACUGCUGGAGGUCGUGCUUUAACUUUGUAACAGACAUUUCCGAACCAAAGGCUGCUGGGUUUGCACGUUUACAGGCUCCACCCUAGAGCCAGUGUCAGAGCUGGUUUUGGGGAGCUGGGCAAGGAAGAGGAGGCCCAGCCCAGACUCUUCCUGGCCUUUCUCAACCAAAGUUCUUUGCCAUUCCUCCAAGCCCAGCCUUGCUGCUGGUUUGUCCUUCUCUUUGGGUAUUUGCACUAUUUGGGGAGCAGGUUUUUCUACGUGGGAGCCACUUUUUUUGUACAGAGGUAACUGGGGUUUUUCAGGGAGCCCACUUGGUGCCUCCUUCCUUAUUUUUCUUCUCUUAAUCUAUGCAAGCGGCUGCAGCCGUCAUCAUCUCCUGGGAUGCCAUGGGGCUGCCCACCCAUAGCUGCUUGGGCAGGGAGAAGUGGAAUCUCCCAGAGGGUGGGAAUGUGCCAGUUCUCUAACCCAGCUAAAUAAAGUAGGGAUGUGUGUGUGUGUUUGUGUGUGUGUGCUCGUGCGUGUGUGUGUGUGCUGCAGGGGAAGGGGAAAGCUGGAGGAAUGUUGUUACCCUUUGCAGUUGGUCUUAAUGAGGGUGGGCCUAAGGCUUAGCAAAUGCCACUUCUGGCAAACUUGGAAAAUUCCAAAUAAAUCUUUUUGUUUAUUGGUGGUGCCCAGA
Molecule: messenger RNA, 2916 nt
Organism: Arvicanthis niloticus (Nile rat)
Lineage: Eukaryota; Metazoa; Chordata; Mammalia; Rodentia; Muridae
Gene: Smarcd2
Product: SWI/SNF related BAF chromatin remodeling complex subunit D2
Source: RefSeq, a predicted model, not a curated record